GAACCCGAGGCUUUGCUCAUGCUAAGAUGGUGUGCUCCCCCGAGCUGUAACUCCAGCUUCACCUUCUUAAUGAUAAGGAAACAAGAAAAGGAAAGACAUAAGAGGAAAAGGAAUUGGGAUACAGAGUGCCCAUCCUUUCUAGAAGAGAGGCCACUGCAGUCCAAAAGAAUAGGUGUCAGGACAGUGGGAACAGCUGCCUCCCUCUCUGAAGCUUGGCUCAAGUGUGGAGAAGGAUUUCAGGGUACUUCCGGGAGUCAGUCAUUAACAAAGAAGAAGGCAACUACUACAGGAAAGCACCUUGAAUUUUCUCCAAGACCAAAAAAAGAAGCUAUCACGUAUAAGAGUACCGCUGAGUUUACAGAUAUAACAUGGAGUUCCAGUGGAAGUGAUCUGUCAGAUGAAGAUAAGAUACUUUCUGAAUCACAGAAAGAUAAUGGACAUGGCUCUAGAAUAGACAGGAUUUGUAACAGGAAUAUUUUAGGUCCAGAAGAUGGGGCCAGUGAAGAUGAAUUACAAUCUAUUGACUGGGAGAUCAACAGUGACAGGGAAGACGCUAGUGGCUGUAAUGAAGGUGAGGACGGUGAGGGUGCUGCAGAAAUCUCGGAUUGUGCUUCUUGUGCAAGUACUCAUUCAUUGACAAGUGAGGAGAAGCUACCUGAGCUUCCUGAGCCAACUUCUACAGAAAUUUUGGAGUAUUCAUCACAUAGUGAAAAAGAAGAUGACUCAGAGAAUGUCCUAUUCAUUGAUUCAGAAUCCCCUCACAAAUGUGACGUGAAUGUUGGACUGGACACAAGGCAGCUGAUGGACACAGUGAUCAACCCAAGGGUGAAAUCACCAGAACCCAUCUUGUGUACACCCCAGAAACAGACAGCCAAGCUUUCUAGGACUCCAGAAGAUUCAGCAAAGAAGAGGAAACUUCUAAGAGGCGGGCUAGCAGAAAGACUAAAUGGACUGCAAAAUCGAGAGAGAUCUGCUAUUUCUUUGUGGAGACAUCAGUGUGUUUCAUAUCAAAAGACUCUUUCAGGUAGAAAAUCUGGUAUAUUAAUUGUGAAAAUUCUAGAGCUACAUGAAGAAUGCACCAUGCAAGUUGCCACGUGUGAGCAGUUAGCUGGUCCGCCGUCCACCGCCCCUUGCCAAGGUGUGGCCCCUGCACCAGGAGCUUAUCUGAAAGUUCUCUUUUCGCGGGAGACUGCAGGCUACCUCCAGGGCCGUCCCCAGGACAUCAUCCACAUUUUCCCUCCCUGGCAAAAACUUAUUAUCCCAAAUGGAAGUUGUCCUGUUAUUCUGAAUACUUACUUUUGUCAGAAAUUUGUUGCCAAAGAAGAUCCAGAAACAACUCAGAAAGUGUACUGUCGGGAUACACCCCUUCCAAGAAGAAACAUCACUUUGGCUUGGAGGUUUAGAAUUAAGGAUGUAACAGAUAAUUCACCUGAAAUCCAGGUUUUACAUAGUGGCCUGGUCACCACAAGUACAAGCUGGACCCAUGGGCACGAAGAGGCAAAGCAGCACCUCACAAUUGGCACUUCCUCAAAGGAUUCUCUCCUGGAUGUGGUAGAAAGCCAGGGAGCUGCCCCAUAUUCAGAAGUGAGGGUUCAAGUGGUGGUGCAGAGAGUUUAUUUCCUUCCUGGUAGAGACAGCACCAGAGGCCAGCAGAGGAGCACCUCAGGGCAUGAAGACCAACCUGGAACCCGAGUCUGCCUUCUGGUGCAAGAUGCCUAUGGAAUCUUCGGCGAGGUGCACUUGGAGGGUGCCGUCUUGAGGGACAGACAGUUGGAAGGACGCUCCUGCAGCCUGGCGGGCAUGAAGGUUCUACAGAAGGCCACCAGGGGAAGGACACCAGGGCUAUUCAGCCUGCUUGACACUCUGUGGCCCCCAGUGAUGCCUCUUAAAGUCUCUGGCCACAGCCAGCCCUGCAGAGAGGUGGAAACACCUCUUCCUCCUCCUGCCUUCUGUUACAUCUUCUCAGCUCGUCCUAGUCUGGAACAUAUUGAUAUCAUUGAAGAAGACUCCGUUUCUAAGCUUUAUCAGCCUCCAGUUCUCCACUACUUAGGAGAAAUUCUCCAGACUGACCAUCUGGGUGCCCGGUGCAGUUUCUAUGCGAGGGUGAUUUAUCAAAGACCACAGCUGAAGAGUCUGCUUCUUUUGGAGCAAAGGGAGAUAUGGCUGCUUGUGACCGACAUCAGCCUGCAAACGAAGACUCGGAGCGGCCCCCACCUGCCCAAGACCCUGCCAGUCUGUGUGGCCCCCUCGUGUGUGCUGUGCCCGGAAGUUCUGCAGGCGCUCACCGUGGCUGCGCCUCACAGCGUCUUCUUCAGAGAUGCUGUCAGAGACCACGGCCAGAUUAUUUGUGUUGAACGGACUGUCCUCUUGCUUCAAAAGCCCCUUUUGUGUGUGGCCUCUGGUGCUGAUUCCUGUGAGCUGACUGGCCCAGUGGAACUGGAUGAACUGGACUCCCUCACCCCUGUCAACUCCAUUUGUAGUGUACAAGGCACUGUGGUCGAUGUGGAUGAGAGCACUGCUUUCUCCUGGCCUGUGUGUGACCAGUGCGGCAGCGGGCGACUGGAACAAAGGCUGGAAGACAGAGGCGCCUUUUCCUGUGGGGACUGCUCCCGAGUGGUCACGUCUCCUGUUCUGAAGAGGCACCUGCAGGUCUUUCUGGACUGCCCCGCAAGGCCCCAGUGCAGCGUGAAGGUCAAGCUGUUGCAGAGCAGUAUUUCUUCACUGCUGAGGUUUGCCGCCUGCGAGGAUGGGAGCUAUGAAGUGAAGAGUGUCCUCGGAAAGGAGGUGGGGCUGUUAAGCUGUUUUGUCCAGUCCAUCACCACCCACCCAGCCAGCUGCGUUGGAUUGGAGGAAAUCGAGCUUCUGAGCGCAGGAGCAGCUCCGGAGAAGCGCCCGCCCUGGCCGGUGGAUCUGUGAACUUUGCGAGGGCGAGGGUGGGGGCUGUUGAGGUAGUUAUUUGUUAACUAUGGACAGAGCAAAUAGAUUUUACGAUCUUAAAAUAAAAGUUUGAACUUUCCUAGGGCAAAUUUAGGAUGGUUUUGUAAAUUCUAAAUUAAAACAUCUUUUUUAUUUUUUCAUCACCUUUCUAUAAAAUUCAUAUGAAGGAACAUGUUUUGAAAGGUCAACUCAGCCUGGGAUCUUUCUUUUGUAUUUAUCUUGGGCUGUAAUAUCAAUCUAUCUGAAAGAAUUAUGUUGUACAGUUGUAGCUUCAAAGUAUCCAAUUUUUUUUACCAUGAUUUAUCUUUUCCUUACAGUAUUUGUUUUAACCCCUCACCCCAAGUAUACCCUGCAGAACUUAAAAUCUUAUGUCCCAUAUUGUGGUGUGCUACAAUAAACAAAUGUCUACAUCAA
Chinchilla lanigera (long-tailed chinchilla) is the source of this 3351-nucleotide messenger RNA. It is a transcript of the gene Spidr, whose product is annotated as scaffolding protein involved in DNA repair. Gene Ontology annotation, cellular component: nuclear chromosome; nucleoplasm. Bases 19 to 2916 code for a protein of 965 amino acids. Gene Ontology annotation, biological process: regulation of establishment of protein localization to chromosome; double-strand break repair via homologous recombination. The record is from RefSeq and is a predicted model, not a curated record. The transcript is spliced from 20 exons. Lineage: Eukaryota; Metazoa; Chordata; Mammalia; Rodentia; Chinchillidae.